Molecule: messenger RNA, 1717 nt
Organism: Dermatophagoides pteronyssinus (European house dust mite)
Lineage: Eukaryota; Metazoa; Arthropoda; Arachnida; Sarcoptiformes; Pyroglyphidae
Product: glycerol kinase-like
Biological process (GO): glycerol-3-phosphate biosynthetic process; phosphorylation; glycerol metabolic process
Cellular component (GO): mitochondrion
Molecular function (GO): phosphotransferase activity, alcohol group as acceptor; kinase activity
Source: RefSeq, a predicted model, not a curated record
GAUCAUGUUUAUGAUGGUUAAAAAACGUUUGUCUUCAUUGAUAAAAAAUCAUCAAUCGCUAAUCCAUGGAUGAAGAACGGAUAGAAAAUCUAAUUGGAGUAAUCGAACAAAAUGCGAAUUCGAUACGCUUUGCCGUAGUUUCAAUGAAAAAUGGUUCUAUUGUGGCUCAACAUCAUGUUCAUGUUCCAUGCCAACACUCACAGGAUGGAUGGCUUGAACAAAAUCCCGAUCACUUGUUUCGUUCGAUUCUGGAAGCAUUCGAGGUUGUCUACGGAAAUCUUUAUGAAAAUCAAACUGAAACUUGUGUCAAAUGUAUGACGAUCACCACUCAACGUUCGACGUUUAUUGUAUGGGAUAAAUAUACGGGUGAUCCAUUAACCAAUGUAAUCUUAUGGCUAGAUAAUCGCUCGAAAGAUCUUAUUCAAUCCUUAAACAUUCAAAUCGAUUCAAAUGAAUUGAAAAUCAAAACAGGCCUUCCUUUAUUACAUUAUUUCAUGGCGUCAAAAUUGUUAUGGUUAUUCAAAAAUGAUGAGAAAAUUCAAUUUGCCAAUCGGCAAAAUCGUUUAAUGAUCGGUACCAUAGAUUCAUGGCUUUUGUGGAAAUUGACCGGAAUGCACAGUACUGAUGUGACAAAUGCAAGUGCUACUUUUUUGAUGAAUUUGGAAAUUGUUGAUUGGGAUCAGGAUCUUUGCAGAUUAUUCAAAGUGCAAAAAUCAUCUUUACCAAUCAUUCAUCCAUCAUCUUAUACAUUUGGUGAAAUUAAAAUAGAACCAUUUCGAGGAGUGCCUAUUACUGGAAUGAUCGCAGAUCAACAAGCUGAAUUGUUUGGUCAACAAUGUCUAGAUUUAGGUGAUACAAAAAUAACAUUUGAUGAUACAUGUUUUGUUCAGCAAAACAUUGGACCUGGUCCAUAUAGUGAAAUUCUAUCUCGAAUUCCGGUAAAAAGUAGGCAAAAAUUGAUUUCAACUAUCGCCUAUCAAUUAUCUGACCAACAACCAAUUCAUUACGCGCUUGAAGGAUCUUUAACUAUUGCUUUUGAUUGGUUACAAUAUAAUCUUGGAUUAAUCGGUGAUUUUGAUGAGAUCGACUCACUAUCAUCAGAAGAGAAUCGUGGUGUUUAUUUUGUUCCGGCUAUUCACGGUUUAGAUGCGCCAUAUUGGGACCCAAAUGCUUCUGGUACUAUCAUCGGUUUGUCACAAUUUAGCCGUAAAUCUCAUCUGAUUCGUGCCACUUUAGAAUCGGUUGCUCAUCAAACAAGUGACAUUUUAGACUAUAUGAUUGGAACUGAAUCCUCUAAAUUAAUUGUAAACGGAAAAUUAAGCAACAUUAACCUAUUGUGUCAGCUACUGGCUGAUAUUUCCAACAAAACAAUCAUACGACCAGAUUUUGCAUCUAUAUCACUAAGAUUGAUAGGAGCGGCUAUGCUAGCCGGUCAGGCAUUCAAUGUGAACAUUGUAUUUCAACAAGAAACUCAGGAUGCAGAAAUAUUUAAGCCAAAAAUCACCAACAGACAGCGUGAAAAAAUGAAAGAAUCAUGGAGAUUAGCAGUCAAUCGAAGUCGUCAAUGGAUUAAUAAAAAAAAUUUCGCGCAACUUCAAUUGCAACAAAAACGAUGGUCUAUGAUACCAUUAGUAUCAUUUACAAUGAUUACAUUUGCUUUACUUAUCUAUAGUCAAUCAAAGAAUUAAUUAAAAAAAUUUUAUUUUGCAAAUCUAAA